This is a messenger RNA of Exophiala xenobiotica, 2081 nucleotides long. RefSeq lists its product as uncharacterized. The coding region runs from base 306 to 1679 and encodes 457 amino acids. Gene Ontology annotation, cellular component: endoplasmic reticulum membrane. The transcript has 3 exons. The record is from RefSeq and is a predicted model, not a curated record. Gene Ontology annotation, molecular function: phosphatidate cytidylyltransferase activity. NCBI's taxonomy places the organism in Eukaryota, Fungi, Ascomycota, Eurotiomycetes, Chaetothyriales, Herpotrichiellaceae.
GAACUCCAAACAUUUCUCGGGUUGAUGGUCAGUCUUCUCAUCAUCUCCUCGAACUGAAACCCACCAUAUUGCGGUGCUAGGUUCUGCAGCGUUCGGGAAAAUACUCGUACACCUCACCAGCUCUGAACGGCUACCUGGCAGCAGACCGUGUCGCAACCAAUUUCGCAUCAUCGCAUUCGAGCAGACUGCACGUGUCAAGGCUUCCCCUCUCCAACGCUUUCUCGAUCAAGAGUACUCAACCAUUCACCCGGAAUCCUUAGAUAGGCCUCUUUGACUGUCCGCAGUCACGUCACGCGCUCAGCAUCAUGCCGAAACAAAGAGCAGUUCAGUUCCAGCAUCGAAGAAAUGGCAAUGGCAACGGCAACGGCGAACGUCGUCGAACCCCUACUUCCAGCUCAAGCGAGACCGCAUCAGAUCCUCCAAGUGCUACAGAAGAGAUCGCAGAGAGCCACAAUAAUGGGACGAUACGCAAGGGAGAAAAGCCAGUGGAGCCUUCAGAGUACGAGAAGAAGAAAGCGACUUUCAUUACCCGAACGAUAUGGACUCUAGCCAUGAUAGGUGGUUUCUUCGGUGCCAUGUUCGCUGGUCACGUCUACAUCCUUAUGAUCAUCACCAUGGUUCAGAUUGUCUCAUUCAAAGAGGUCAUUGCCAUUGCCCAAGUGCCGGCCAAGCAGAAGAAUCUGCCUCUGACCAGGUCUCUAAACUGGUACUUCCUGGCCGUCACCAUGUACUUUUUGUACGGCGAAAGUGUCAUCUACUAUUUCAAACAUAUCCUGCUCGUGGACAAGGUUCUGCUCCCUUUUGCUACACAUCAUCGCUUCAUCAGCUUCAUGAUGUACAUCUUUGGCUUCGUCUUUUUCGUGGCCUCGUUGAAGAAGGGUCACUACCGCUUUCAAUUCACCCAAUUUGCAUGGACUCACAUGGCACUAUAUUUGAUUGUGGUCCAAGCGCAUUUUAUGAUGAACAAUGUCUUUGAAGGCAUGAUCUGGCUCUUCCUUCCGGCGUCCCUGGUCAUUACCAACGACAUCUUCGCAUACAUUUGUGGCAUCACCUUUGGACGCACUCAACUCAUCAAGAUCUCUCCGAAGAAAACUGUCGAAGGUUUUGUUGGGGCCUGGAUUUGCACCAUUAUCUUCGGCUUUGGCCUCACCAACAUCCUGAUGCGUUACAAGUACUUCAUCUGCCCGGUCAAUGAUCUAGGUGCAAAUAUUUACACUGGCCUUGAAUGUACACCAAAUCCCGUGUUCACGCCGCGUCCAUAUGACCUAGCUCCAUGGACCGGACUGAACUAUACGGUCUGGAUUGCCGACAUGCAAUUCCACAUCUUAGUCUUUGCGACGUUCGCCUCUCUCAUUGCACCAUUUGGUGGAUUCUUUGCAUCGGGCUUGAAAAGGACGUUCAAGAUCAAGGACUUCGGCGACAGCAUUCCUGGACACGGAGGCAUGACUGAUCGAAUGGAUUGUCAAUUCAUCAUGGGUCUUUUCGCGUAUAUGUAUUAUCAAAGCUUCAUCGCUGUCUACAAGACGAGCGUGGGCAGCGUCAUUGAGUCGGCCAUUGUGGGCCUGACCCCUGAUGAGCAGAUCGAAGUCGUCAAGGGGCUGUGCAAGUACUUGUACAAUCAAGGUAUUGUUUCCGAAGAGGUGUCGAAGUGUCUCACAUCUCAACUCUCGAGAAGAUGAGUUCAGUAAUGAUCCGGCACGAAGAUGGGGUUUGAUUCUCUUAUGAUUUCCAUUGGACAGUAUCCAUGUAUUCAAAGUUGUUUGGUCUGGACUAGCAUUGCGGCAGGGGUCCGGGCCCAGAAGCGGCAGGAGUACGUCACCCCGAGAAAGGUGAGGGACUGGUCACGCUGGCUGGACGUCGAAAAUGAUGCUGGUGGAUGCUGCACUCGAGCCAGGGCGCGUCGCCGGCGUGGCUCUGCUUUUUUAUGAGCUUGCAUGUCGCCACAAAAGUUCUUUAAUGGCCUUUGCAUAGAUGGCGCGCAGAAUCCGACAGGCUCGGUAAUAUUGUUCGAACCCGGAGUACCGCCACCAAAGGUCGACAUGGCUUAGAUGGUGAUGACAAUAGGACUUUUGAUCUUGUAA